ACUAAGCAACACCUGCCUCGGCGGGGCUGUCCUGCGUGACUGUCUUGCGUGAUGGAGCCACCCACUAAGAAGGCGCGCACGGACGAGGGUGAGCCCCUAGAGGUGGCAGAGGGAGCCCAGCCUGCUGCGGUUGGAUUGAUCAGCACCGAACCGGUCUUGGAGCCCGAGGAGCUCGAGUUCGAUGACACGAGCACCGGGCCCAAGGUGAAGGACAAAGCAACCUUCUAUGUGGAAGACACCACCAUGAAUGUUCUCAGUUCGAAGUACAACACCUUGAUGCCCCUCACAGACGGAGGCCUCCAAUACCUCUUAGCAGGAGCGCGCGCCAAUCUUGGUGUGAAGACAGGUCGGUACAUGUUCGAGAUUCGAUUCUUGGAGGUGAUGGCCCCCUUGGAAGAUCCCAAUGCCCGGGCGCAGGUGCCACAACCACGCAGCCAGCUUCGAAUAGGUUUUGCCAGCGUGAAAUCCAAUUUGUUUCUCGGACACAGCGAGCAUGCCAUUGGCUUCGACAACGAAGGGUUCCUUCUCCAUGGGAAGGGCCGAAGUCAGGUGUCGCAGAAAUUCAGCACCGGUGACGUGGUCGCAGUGGUGUUGAAUCUGAACAGCGCCAGUCCCAACGCUCAUACCAUCAGCCUCUUCAAGAACGGCAAACGUGCCUCGCAGCCGCAAGCUCUGCCAGAGAUAUUGAAGGACAAGGCGUUGUACCCCAUCUUGACCUUCAAGAAUGCGCUAGCCACAGUCACGUUGCACUACAACUUCGGGCCGCAUACUAUGGCCCCUUUGCCCUUCAAGUGCCGUAGCAUCAACGAAGUCUUACAGCCCGACGUCAGUAAGAAGAAGGAACACACAGCCCACAGUGAGGGGCAAUACGAGGUCUGGCCUCCGAAUGGUCCGCCGCAGAAAGCUGAAGAUGUGCAGACAAAGAUCUUCCCAAGAUCUGUGCUAGCGCCAGCGGAACCAAGGAUCCCUUGCCCCUUCAGUGAUCCGCUGAUCCGCCGCUGCUCGGCCUUGCUGUGGGCGCAUCUGCGGCGCCUCCAUGCGCAUAUGGCGCCUUCCGUGCAGGCAGAGCUCACCAAUCGUCUGGUCCAUGCCUCCAAACUGGGACGAGCCAUGAUUUCCAUCGCAUCCCACGGUGAAGGCGAUCGAUCAGGCUAUUUGGAGGUGGUUCGCAACUGCAUCAUGCUGCAGCGAUGUCUGGUUCAGGCGAUGGACUUCAAUGAUUCGCCGCUGCUACAGCUGCCCCACGUGAGGUCGGUACCAAAGGGGGCACCCAGCUUUUCAGAGGUGUUAAAGUCGCCCGAACAGUCCCUGUUGAAGAGACUCGGAAACUUCACGGAGCAACAGGUUCUGGACAUCCAGUGCUUCUGUCAGCACCUUCCGAUGGUUGAGCUCAGCUACAGCGUGGAGGUGAAUGAUGAAGCAGAGAUGGCUGAAGGCGAUAUGGCCACCUUGAAGGUCACCUUCACCAGAACCAACCUCUCCGACUCCGAGUCGGCCGGGCCGGUGCACGCACUCUUCUUCCCUGUGGUGAAGCACGAGGAAUGGUGGCUGCUGGUCUACGACAAGCGUGGACGCAGGAUGAUCGCCGCGGAUCUGGUUCUGGGAACCGGCCGUGUCUGCAAAAGCAGUGUGAAUUUUAUCGUGCCGCGGCCCGGUGACUUUGAAUGGUCGGUGAUUGCCAUGUGCGACUCCUACGCAGGUUUGGACGUAACUUUGGAUGUCCACUUCAGAGGGAAGAAGAAGUCUGAAGUGGAUCGGUCGAUCUUUAUUCAUCCGGAGGAUGCGGAAAUUCGCAGUUUCUUCGAAGAACUGAUGAUGGGUCUUGAUCAGGACCACGAAUCGGAUUCUGAAGAUGAAGAGGAUGAUUCUGCACGGCAGCAACAGAUGCAUCUGGGUGGCAAGUCAUGGUGCAAGUCGGAGUGA
Cladocopium goreaui is the source of this 1923-nucleotide messenger RNA. The record is from the annotation of a GenBank genome assembly. NCBI's taxonomy places the organism in Eukaryota, Dinophyceae, Suessiales, Symbiodiniaceae.